AUGAUCAUCACAGAAGACGUCUUCGCGUGCUUCCGUGCGUGGAACCGCGACGCGGUGGCGCGUGCCUUCCUGGCGGGCGACGAAGAAACGGUUGUGUUGAUGUCAGCGAUGAACAUUGCGCCGGGGAAAAUCACGGUGGCGGCCCCUUCUAGUGCGGGCACGGCUGCGCUCGAGGUUCACACCCGGUGCUGCCGCGCCUCGAAGCUUCUCUUGGAGCAGGACCGUCUGCAGUUACUGGAGCUAAUGCGAGCAAGGCCCCUCUGCCCAACGCCGAGCAGCAGCGCAGACGCGGAUAUACCACCCGCUGCGGUGCAUUUUGACGCAGAUCGUUCUAGCAUCAUUGCGCAGCUGCAGGUGGGCCUUCACUCGUCCUCCUGCUGGUGGCGCAUGGGGGAUGUUGUGCGGCACAUCUUCAAGGCACCGCGGCUUUCUUUGGUGGACUCCGCACUCAUUCGUCACCGUUGCUCAGCAGUACUGAUAGUAGACAGUAAAACGGCGGAUACGGCUGGUCGCAACGUGGCCGCACUCAGUGGUACAGCUCCCUCAUCGAAACUGCUGUUACCUAGGGGAGCAGCACCAUCAUUUUUUCGUGACACGGUGCUUCCUCCCACAGUUAAGUGGAUGCGUGGAAAAGUGACACAUUCGUUUGGCGGUUUGACGAGUAGCACACCACUGGGCCUGUUGCGGGUUAUAUUUGCGCUGAAGAGAGCACGGCAGUCGGACGAAGGCCACAGUCAUAGUGAUGGUGGCAACAACAUCGAUGGAAGCAGCGACGAUAGCAUUGAUCUCGUGCCUCCUGUUACUCUGGUUAUGUCACUCUACGGCUAUGUAAUUGCAGAGGCCACGCCGUGCGGCACAUCUGAUGCUGCUGGGGUGGACAACGCAUGGCAACGACUAUGUGCAGAUGCCUCCUGCCACUUCUGUGGCGAGAGACCCCGCCUGAUUGUUGAGGAGACAGCCGCACAUCAUCAUCAUCAUCAGCAGCAGCAGCAGCAGGUGGACGAAAAAGAUGUGAAUGAGGAGCCACGCCCACCGAUCCCGGUGCAGCACCCUGAGGCAGAGGGCACUAAUGACGAGGAGAGCAAGGCGCAGGCGCAGGGGGGAGAUGUGACGACAGAGACGAUGGGAGACCACGAGGAGGCACCCACGCAUCAAGUUGCAGAAGAUGAAGAGAGCACCACUACCAAGAAGCUCGAGUCCCAGCACAAGUGCUUCCGCUACACCAUCCUUCUGAGUGAGCAGAGCGGCUGUUCUGGCCACCACGACGCCUGUCCGUGGCGGGCGCUGUUUCUCCGCCCUGUACUCGCUGAGGCCGCUUCGGCAUCACCGUCCAGAGAGAUGGAAUUUGAGUUGUGCAACAUUGAUGAAGAGGGGAGUUCGCUGCGGGUGUGCUUCAGGCUACCGGAGGUGGCGAAGCUGAUGGAGUGCUGGCGGCGCAGCUUGUACGCCGAGUCGUCGUGGGGGGAGGCCUACGCGAAGCACCCGCUGCCAGCAGCAGUGCGUUCAGUCAUCCCGUCUCCUGCUGAGCCGGGGGUGGAGGAUUUCCUGAAGAGACUUCGGUCGCAGUCUCCUGUGCAGGAGGCCUUGAAACUGCACCCACGCACACCACUUUUCGAGGACUGCAACUUUUGGGACAGUUUUUUCCGUGUGGCAUCCUUGGUGAGGGCAGCACAGCAACCGCAGUCGGCGGCUAUGGCUUCUGCUGCUGCUGCUGCUGCAAAGAAGCGCGUGGGGGAGGAACAGAAGGAGAGUGGAACUUAUUGGGAAGCGGUAUACGACGCUGGGCGUCGUUGCAUUCUGGCGGCAGCGGAAGACAGGGACGAGGGAACGGCCGCAGCGGCCUCCGAGACGUUCACAGAGCUGUACCAGCAAAGCCUCCGGCGGGAUGCGGCAGGAGGGCAGUCGUCCUCGCCUCUCCGAGGGGUGAUGGGUAAACUCACGGAGCUGCUGCACGCUGGGCCAAGCAUCGUUCCCCGCCGAAGCGAGGCUCUUUUGGAGGCGGCACCUGAAAUGCCGCAGCUCUCGGUGCAGGAUCAGAAGCGUGUUCAGUCGUUCCUUGAAAUGAUUGACAACGACGUGAAGAACGCCGCACGAGAGCCCCCGCCACCGCAGCCGAAGCCGCAGCCGCAGCCGCAGUCUUCCCUGGCAAAGCGACCACCUCCAGAGGUCAACAACAGCGACAGCAACCCGAAGCGGGGAGGUCAAAAGCCUCAGCAGAAGCCACAAAACCCACAACAGCCCUAUCCAAAAACUCCACCACCACACCAACAAAAACAACAACAACAGUAUCAAAAGCAGAAAUUGCAACAACACCCACUCCGGGUGCACAUUGCCCAGCCGCAUCACUUUCACCAGCAGUCUCCCUUACCAUCGGAAGGGAUCCUUCCAUUUCCUAGUGGUGGUGGUGGUGGUGGAGUGUUGCCGUCGCCAGGGCCCGUCCUGCAAAAACAACAACAACAGCAACAGCAGCUGCAGCAAUCUUUUCAGCCAGCCGUGCAGCUGUCUCCGUUCGUGGGUCAUAACCGUACCACAGUGCUGGCCGCAGAGAAUGUGGGUGUGCUAGAUGACGCGUACAUUCAGCGGUCGCCCGCCUCUGGGCCGUGUCGCCCGAUGAGUGGAAACUUUGCUGCUGAACGGAAGGGCGGUCGAGGUGGGAACCACCGCGGUGGGAGGGGUGGCGGCAGAGGCAGGAGGGGUGCUGGUGGGAAGCCCUUCCAGUGA
Molecule: messenger RNA, 2721 nt
Organism: Trypanosoma grayi
Lineage: Eukaryota; Euglenozoa; Kinetoplastea; Trypanosomatida; Trypanosomatidae
Exons: 1
Coding region: 1-2721 (906 amino acids)
Source: RefSeq, a predicted model, not a curated record